Phascolarctos cinereus (koala) is the source of this 2286-nucleotide messenger RNA. NCBI's taxonomy places the organism in Eukaryota, Metazoa, Chordata, Mammalia, Diprotodontia, Phascolarctidae. The record is from RefSeq and is a predicted model, not a curated record.
UUUCAUAAAAGGAAGAAGUGCCAAGCAGGAAGAAAGGAGUGACUUAAAUCACACUUGCACAGUGUCAAGAAAGACUAGAUUACCCAAAGGAGAGGACUUUUUGGAUACUAUUUACAUUACUGUAGACAACCUGGUUGCCUCCAGCUCCUGGCGGCCACAGCUCAGAACUUUGGAGUUAAUGAAAUACAACAGCCUCAGCCUCUUCAGCUGCUAAGAUUUCAGGCACUCACCUACAUGCCUGGCUAAUUUCUAUAUUCUUGAGGUCAAGGGACCUUAACUUGUAUUUCUUCCUAUGAUGCCUAUCCAGUCCAAUUGAACAAGCAUUUCUUAGGCAUCUCCUUGCAAAAGUAGCAUUUUUUUUAAAUGACAGAUGUGUUCUUGCGACUUGCAAAAGAGGAUUUGAGUCAAGAGCUGAGGAGGACAGAUCCACGUGUUGUUGGGAUGGCCCUUUUGUUUAACUCCCAGAGAAAACUGGGAGGGGCAACAUGUGGAUAGUGGAUAACAGCCUCAAGACAAACAGCACACCAGCAUUUUUCUGUGCAGUUAGAGUCAGCCCAAGAACCUAGGGCACAAUCUGGAACAAAAAAAAAAAAAAGAGAGAGAGAAACCAUGGAAUCAUUAACAGAAGAAGCUGUGAAGUAUUAUCUUAUGAAUAAGGUGGGUCCGAGACAACGUCUACUCUCCAAGAUUGUGGAAGAGGUUCAGGAGAUCAUCUAUAGGUUGACCAAAGAAAUCAGCUACAGAGACAUUAGAUUCCAACCCGUUUCUAAAUCAUGCUAUCACAACGAAAACAUAAAGGUUUUGGCACCCACCCAGUUUGUCAUCACAGUCCCAAUAAAAGGACUACUUGGCUAUAGAAAGAGCCAGACCCGAAGAUGGAGGUAUUAUUCCAUGAGUGGCUCUAAGCUCUUCUCUCCUAUUCGGGAUCCUGAAGAAAUGUACCAGUGGCUGGAGAUAAAUCAGUUUUUGAAGACUCUGCGGCAGUGGCAUGAAAAGGAUGUGACAGUGGAUGGAGACAUCAUGCCAGCUAAGGUCAUUGAAGUGUUUCUGAAGCUGGUGGAAGACUCAGUUAAGGCCUGCAACCUCUCUAAUGAAGUCAGCAUAUUAGAAAAUUUUGGCUCUAUUAUUCGACUGAUUGUGGAGACAUCAGAAUUUCAGGUGGAGAUAGAGCUGAUUCCAGUAAUAGAGGUCCUCAACCGUUGGUGCGACAAAGCUCAGUGGCCUCGAUGUUUCUCACGCUGGCCUUCUCGGGAGAAAAUACACUGUGUUAAGUCAUUCGGGUUUAACCUGAUGGCUCGUUCUAGUUACCACUGGAAACUGGGCUUCGACCGAGCUGAGUAUAUGCUCAUGGAGGGGAUAGAUGAUGAUGGUGGUUGCCGAAAGAUAUGUUAUCAGGUCCUGAGACAGAUGAAAGAGGAUGUUUGGUGUCCCGGAAACAAACCUGUCAUCACAACCCAGCAUCUUCAGACUAUACUGUUUUGGACUUGUGAAAAGUACCCACGUUCCAAAGACUGGUGUGUCUUCCGAAAAGCCUUCUUGCGUCUGGUCCGUAAACUAUACAAGUGUGUGAACCAGCACUUCCUGAAACAUUUUUUCAUCAAAGAGACCAACAUGUUUCAGUAUUCCAGCAAAACUGAGCUGGAUGCCGUGGCCCAAAAGCUUGUCCUUUUCCUAAAGAACCCAAUGCUCCACCAAGACUGAGAGCUGGAAAUGGUCUCCAAGGCUUCCAGGGGCAUCCCCCUGGGUCUUGCCUGACUUCUCCUUUGAUGACCACCAUGCUAGUGGAAUUUGGGACUCUGACCACCUGCCAUGGUUCUGACAAGACAAAGGAGACAUGAACCAAGAGCAUUUCAAACUAUGUCCUACAAUGCCCCACCCAUACCCUAUGUGGUUGGGGUUAAUUAUUUCCCUUCCGAACUACCUCACUUGGGAGCUGAGCCUGUCUGAGCCACAGAUUGUGAACUGUUGAUAGUUUCAUGUUUAUUUGCCUCUGAUCAGACUCCUUACUGUCUUAUUAGAGAGGAGAGAGGAGACUGGAGCUCCUAGUACUGGAAAUGGUCACAAUGAUCUGAUGUACUCCCACAUAACUGACCAGAGAUAUACUGAUUUUUUUUUCCAUUUGUAAAAUGGGAGUAUCAAUGCCUGCUUGACCAAGAUAUUGUGAGGCUACUGUGAUGCCCUUUCAGGAGAAAGGCACUUGAUCAACACAAAGUGUUAUUAGGAGUGACAUCUGCAUCUAGGAUGGAGAGCUAACUUAUAUCACUGAUUAAAAGAAUAGGUUUAAGA